AUGGCAUCGAUGAAGUUUGAUCUACCGCUGCUGGAUUACAAGAUGAGAUUUGCACUGUGGCAAGUCAAUAUGCGGGCGAUUUUGGCACAAUCUUCGUAUCUUGAUGAGGCAUUGGAUGUGCUGCAGGAGAAAACUGCCACAGAACUUUGGCUUAAGCUGGAAUCGAUCUGCAUGUCCAAGGAUCUAACCAGUAAGAUGCACGUGAAGAUGAAGUUGUUCACGCACAAGCUACAAGAAGGUGGUUCGAUGAUGAACCACUUAUCGAUCUUUAAGGAGACCGUUGACGACCUAGUGUCGAUGGAGGUAAAAUAUGAUGAUGAAGAUUUAGCUCUUCUACUAUUAUGCUCACUGCCUAGUUCGUUUGUAAAUUUCCGAGAUACCAUACUAUUAAGCCAUGAUAAACUAACCCUUGCAGAAGUAUAUGAGGCCCUCCAGUGGAGGGAGGAGAUGAAAGGUAUGGUUCAGUCUGACGUGUCAUCCUCCAAGGGCGAAGUGUUGCAGGUUAGAGGCAGGCCCGAGCAGAAAACCUACAACAACAACAAUAAUCGAGACAAGAGCAAGAACGAUAAAGGCCGUUCAAAGUCCAGAGGCAGGGAUAAGUUCUGCAGGUAUUGUAAGAAAGAUACUCAUGUCAUUGAUGAUUGUUGGAAGCUACAGAAUAAGGAGAAAAGAAACGGUACAUAUAAAUCGAAAAACCAAUCCGAUGGUGAUGGUAAGGCCUUUGUUGUCUCUGCUGUUGAUAGUUCUGAUUCAGGAGACAUUCUUGUUGUUCUUGCUGGUUGUGUUGCUAGUCGUGAUGAAUGGAUAAUCCUGGUAAAGAACAUUGGAAGGUUGUUUAGUGGAUUUCCAGGUACCUUCGUGGCACAACAAAUGCCUGUUUGA
Molecule: messenger RNA, 882 nt
Organism: Miscanthus lutarioriparius
Lineage: Eukaryota; Viridiplantae; Streptophyta; Magnoliopsida; Poales; Poaceae
Source: the annotation of a GenBank genome assembly